GAGACCGGUAUUUAGUGGUGUGAUACCUUGGUAAAAUACACACGCAAUAACGAAACACAGAGACACCGUAUGUGCCUUUUUCCGACAUUGCCCAAAGAAGGAGAGACUACACAUUAAUAUCAAAAUGCCUACUGAAGCUGUUGAGAAGCCUCUGGUAGAGGAUGCCAAGGAUAACGACUCUGGUUCAGGCACUGAGUCUGAUAGUGAUGGUUCCAUGCCAGAUCUAGAAGAUCAAGAUGUAGCUCAACAAAGUCGGGUUGCUGAAGCAGCUGGUUUACCAGAAGAACUUGUCAGCAAAGCUAAACAAAGUAGGAGUGAAAAGAAGGCCAGAAAAGCAAUGUCAAAGCUUGGUUUGAAACAAGUUACUGGAGUGACCAGAGUGACUAUCAGGAAAUCCAAGAAUAUCUUAUUUGUGAUUGGACAUCCAGAUGUUUACAAGAGCCCAGCAUCUGACACAUACAUUGUUUUUGGUGAAGCUAAGAUUGAAGAUCUGAGUCAGCAAGCACAGAUGGCAGCUGCUAAAGAUUUCCAGAGACAAGAUCACCCAGCUGGUCUUGGAGAUCUGCCAAGUACAGUAUCACAGCCAAUACAAGAGGAAUCUGAGGAAGAAGAUGAGAUUGAUGAUUCUGGCGUGGAGCCAAAGGACAUUGAGCUCGUCAUGUCACAAGCUAAUGUUUCUCGGAACAAAGCUGUUAAAGCUCUCAAAAAUAACGGAAAUGAUAUCGUUAACGCUAUAAUGGAGUUAACGAUGUAACAUAGAACUUCCCUGUAUGUGUGCGUGUGUCCGUGUAUGUUCCUUCUUGAUUGUCAUUUGUACUGUUGCCAUUAUGAGCAAAAAGAAAAUAAACUCCUAUUUAAAUCAA
Ruditapes philippinarum (Manila clam) is the source of this 863-nucleotide messenger RNA. RefSeq names its product nascent polypeptide-associated complex subunit alpha-like. The transcript has 7 exons. NCBI's taxonomy places the organism in Eukaryota, Metazoa, Mollusca, Bivalvia, Venerida, Veneridae. The record is from RefSeq and is a predicted model, not a curated record. Gene Ontology annotation, cellular component: nascent polypeptide-associated complex; cytoplasm. Gene Ontology annotation, biological process: protein targeting to membrane. The coding region runs from base 125 to 754 and encodes 209 amino acids.